Molecule: messenger RNA, 3180 nt
Organism: Arabidopsis arenosa
Lineage: Eukaryota; Viridiplantae; Streptophyta; Magnoliopsida; Brassicales; Brassicaceae
Source: the annotation of a GenBank genome assembly
GCAAACUCACCGUUCUUAUUCGGUAAUUAGUUCUCUUCUCUUCGAAUUAAUCUUUUUCUUUAAAUUUGUAAGAUUCUUUUGAUUAACUAAGAUAGUUAAACAUGAUGUCUACAAGUGAAAAAUGGGGUUUAUCUCGAGGAAUGUUUUUCCUGCAUGCGAGAGUAUGUGUGUUUGCUGUCCUGCUCUCAGGUCGAGAUCUCGACAGCCUGUCAAGCGUUACAAGAAAUUGCUUGGUGAGAUCUUCCCCAAAUCCCCUGAUGGUGCACCAAAUGAGAGAAAGAUUGUCAAAUUGUGCGAGUAUGCUGCGAAGAACCCAAUCCGUAUCCCUAAGAUUGCUAAGUUUCUUGAAGAGAGGUGUUACAAGGACCUUCGAUCUGAACAGAUGAAGUUCAUCAAUAUUGUCACUGAGGCUUACAACAAAAUGCUUUGCCAUUGCAAGGAUCAGAUGGCUUAUUUCGCUACAAGUUUGCUGAAUGUGGUGACGGAAUUACUUGACAAUUCAAAGCAGGACACACCGACCAUUCUUGGAUGCCAAACAUUGACGAGGUUCAUUUACAGUCAGGUUGAUGGAACUUAUACUCACAGCAUUGAAAAAUUUGCGCUCAAAGUUUGUUCAUUGGCUCGUGAAGAAGGUGACGAACAUCAAAAGCAGUGCCUGAGAGCAUCUGGCCUGCAAUGCCUUUCAGCGAUGGUGUGGUAUAUGGGAGAGUAUUCUCAUAUCUUUGCUACUGUUGAUGAGAUUGUACAUGCCAUUCUUGAUAAUUACGAGGCAGACAUGAUUGUUCAGACCAAUCAAGACAGAGAAGAGCAAAAUUGUAACUGGGUAAAUGAAGUGAUUAGAUGUGAAGGCCGAGGAACAACAGUUUGUAAUAGCCCUAGCUACAUGAUUGUCCGACCGAGGACUGCAAGAAAAGACCCGACUCUAUUGACUAAAGAAGAGACUGAGAUGCCCAAAGUUUGGGCACAGAUUUGUCUCCAGAGGAUGGUUGACCUGGCUAAAGAAAGCACAACUUUGCGGCAAAUAUUGGAUCCUAUGUUCAGCUAUUUUAAUUCUAGACGCCAGUGGACUCCCCCAAAUGGCCUGGCCAUGAUAGUUCUGUCUGAUGCAGUAUACUUGAUGGAAACCUCUGGGAGUCAGCAGUUGGUGUUGUCGACUGUUGUACGCUAUCUUGACAAUAAGCAUGUUGCCAAUGACCCUGAGCUCAAGGCUUAUAUCAUACAAGUUGCUGGUUGUCUUGCAAAGCUGAUCAGGACCAGCUCGUAUCUCAGGGACAUAAGUUUUGUUAAUGACUUGUGUCGGCACCUAAGGAAAAGCUUUCAGGCGACAUCUAGAUCAAUCGGAGAUGAGGAACUCAACUUGAACGUGAUGCUUCAAAACUCUAUUGAAGAUUGUCUGCGGGAGAUAGCCAAAGGAAUUGUUGAUACACAGCCCUUGUUUGAUAUGAUGGCUGUUUCAGUCGAGGGGCUUCCUUCUUCAGGAAUUGUUUCACGUGCAGCGGUUGGAUCACUGUUGAUACUUGCUCAUGCAAUGUCUUCAGCAUUAUCGCCGUCUAUGCGGUCACAACAGGUCUUCCCUGACACACUUCUUGAUGCACUUCUAAAAGCAAUGCUGCAUCCAAAUGUGGAAACCCGUGUAGGAGCGCAUGAAAUAUUCUCUGUAAUUCUCUUGCAAAGUUCUGGUCAAUCUCAGGCUGGACUUGCAUCAGUGAGAGCUUCUGGCUAUCUUAAUGAAUCAAGAAACUGGAGGAGCGAUACAACCUCUGCGUUCACAUCUGUCACUGCUCGAUUAGACAAGCUCAGGAAGGAAAAGGAUGGCGUCAAGAUUGAGAAGAAUGGUUACAAUAACUCUCACGAGGAUCUUAAGAACUACAAGUCGUCCCCAAAAUUUCACAAGUUGAAUUCCAUAAUUGAUAGGACUACCGGGUUUAUCAAUCUAGCUGAUAUGUUACCAUCAAUGAUGAAGUUUACCGAAGAUCAAAUCGGGCAAUUGUUAUCUGCAUUUUGGAUACAAUCAGCACUUCCCGAUAUCUUACCUUCAAACAUUGAAGCUAUUGCUCAUUCUUUCAGCUUGGUGCUUCUGUCCUUGCGACUAAAGAAUCCUGAUGACGGGCUUGUUGUUCGAGCCUUCCAGCUUCUCUUCUCAUUGAGGAAUCUUUCUUUGGACCUUAAUAACGGCACAUUACCCUCAGUUUGCAAGCGGUUAAUCCUCGCUUUAUCCGCAAGUACGCUGAUGUUCGCUGCCAAAAUAUAUCAGAUUCCUCAUAUUUGCGAAAUGCUGAAGGCCCAACUUCCUGGUGAUGUGGAUCCUUAUCUAUUCAUUGGAGAUGACUUACAACUUCACGUGAGACCACAGGCAAAUAUGAAAGAUUUUGGGUCCUCAAGCGAUAGCCAGAUGGCUACUUCAAUGCUGUUUGAGAUGCGAAGCAAAGUAGAACUGUCCAACACUAUUAUAACCGAUAUUGUCGCAAAAGUUCUAUCGAAGCUUUCAAAGCUUGAGGAAGCUGAUGUAAAGAUGCAAAUCUUGGAGCCAUUUACACCUGAUGAUGCCUUUAUGUUUGGAUCACGGCCAAACGUUGAACCUCAACCAAACCAAAGUAGCUCUAAGGAAUCGCUGUCCUUCGAUGAGGACAUACCUGCAGGUUCAAUGGCUGAGGACGAAGUGACGAGUGAGUUCUCUGUGCGUUUCCCCCCAAGAGGAUCUCCUUCACCAUCUAUUCCACAAGUUAUCAGCAUUGGCCAGCUCAUGGAAUCUGCGCUUGAGGUCGCUGGUCAAGUGGUUGGGUCAUCUGUCUCUACUUCACCGCUUCCUUAUGACACAAUGACUAACCGCUGUGAAACCUUUGGGACCGGUACUAGACAGAAACUUUCAAGGUGGUUGGCUACCGAGAACCGCCAGAUGAAUGGGCUUUACAGAAAUUCAUCAGAGGAAUCAUCUGCACUUGAGAAGGUAGUAGAAGAUGGGAACAUCUAUGGGAGAGAAUCUGGAAUGUUGCAGGAUUCAUGGUCCAUGAUGAGACUACCUCCAGCUAGUCCUUUUGACAAUUUCCUCAAAGCAGCAGGAGCUGGAAGAUGAUGAUUCAACUAACUUGAUCAUAUCAAUCUCUGUAGAAAGUGUGUAAUCUUGUUGUUGUUAUUGAAUUUGUAGAGAACUAACUUAUCUAGGGCCAAUCACGAUGCUUC